Messenger RNA from Cadophora gregata, 2102 nucleotides. Its product is annotated as Non-ribosomal peptide synthetase. NCBI's taxonomy places the organism in Eukaryota, Fungi, Ascomycota, Leotiomycetes, Helotiales, Ploettnerulaceae. The record is from RefSeq and is a predicted model, not a curated record. The transcript has 3 exons. Bases 752 to 1654 code for a protein of 300 amino acids.
CCGUCAUCCGCCUCGUCCUCAAUCCCACCCCAUCAGAUUAGAUUGCUACCCCACCUUCCACAAAUAGCCAAGUAGGAAAGAGAAGUGGACGGAGAGGGGUGUGUGGAGGCAAGGUUGAUUGGAUUAGAGUUAGAGUUAUCAGAUCGAGCUUACUGUAAGCGAGCAGGAUGGAAGCGAGCGAAAUAGCGCAGCCAGGCGAAAAUUUUGCCUCUCGAAAAACAAACCACACCAAAUCAUAACAGCACAUUCUAAUAUGCUAUGCAGCGCUUCGGGCACAUGUGUGAAGUCUUUGGUUUUCCGUCCUGCAUGCGCAACGGACGGGCAUGUGGUGGCUGGUGUGGGAUUGAGGGUUGAAAUCGAGGAUUAUUGACGCUUGAAGCGGCACCAACUGCUGCCCUAACAAUAAACAUUCGACAUGUGCAGAUACCCCUGUUUAAGAUGAACCAACACACAACGGUCGAUCGUCCCCUCCCGAGAAGGGUCCGGACACACCCACUCACACCAUUUCUACUUGGAAGUUGAUUGCCUUACCAGGUGAUCAAAAGCCGAGGUCACGUUUCUGCAGCUGUCCCGUCCUGCUGCAACCCCCAAGCAACUGCCAGCGGUUCAUGGCGCUUGCGAUUUCUGUGCUAUUGCGUUAUACUCUUUAUCCAUAUCCUGUAGAUAUUGUCGUCAUCUAUCAUUGUGUCUCGCUACGUCGUCUGCAUCGGCAAGUAUUUAUUAUCGCAGUGAGAGGGAAGAGAUUUUCACGAUGGAUGAUGCCAACGCGCUAAACAUCGAGGGCAAGGAUAGCUACAUGAACAGCGAUAGCAUCGACGAACGCAGUGACUACUCCAGCAAUACAGAAGAUCAGACCGAAGCUCAGCAACAGCGAGACUGGAAUCAACACCCCACUCUUGCCUCCAACAGCACGUUUUUCCCCUCGCGCCAUCACAUGACAGACCCCCAGGCCAGAUUCCGGCUCACUCUCCCCACCGACGAGAUGGAAACCGACCAGAACCCCAGUGACGAUCCAGCGUACGACCCAGUCCAGAUACCCAUCCAGAAGUCCUGCCGCUCGACGGAGCCAGCAGAUAUGAGCGACAUGCUGCUGCUGGCAUGGGUGCUCCUCAUGCGCAGAUAUAACGGUGACCACGAAAUCCACUUCUCGUGGGGUUACACAGAGGGUGGUGCAGGUACCGUCUCCACUGGAUUGAUAGGUGUUCAGAGAGAUUGCCGGGUGGCGGAUGUAUUGGAGAGUAUCAGGCUGUUGCGGGAUCAGAGUCCGUUUUCGGUAGAUUACGUGACUGAGACGAGCGAGAGUUAUAUCUAUUUCAACAAUGCUUCGCUAACAUCGAAUGGGAGAUCAAACUGGACAUACCGUAUUGAAGUUCGAGAAUGCGAGAGUCUCGAAUGUGACCAAACACUCUGGCUAAAACCAUCCUGGGAUCACCGAGUAAUGGGAAAACCGCUAGCCGAUGCUCUACUCUCUUCCUUCAAGGGGAUCCUGCGAGCUGUCUUUUCAGAUCCCAAUCAACUUGUUGCAGAAAUCCUAGGCAUGAACGAGCAAGACGUUGAGGUGUUGAGACCAGACUUGUCGAGGACGUCAUCCUAUUCGUCGUUCAAGUCUUCAGAAUCACAGAGCCGGCAUAUGAGUGUCGGGAUCGAGGCCUGACUUGCUGAGGAAGUACCCGAUGUGGAAACAUCGGUAGGCGGUUCUCAGCUUCCUUCAAGCAAAGAACACUGAGCGAGAAGCUGGCGGCAUUGGUCUCAUUAUCAUUUCAUAUACCGAUGCAUGCUGAAGCUAUGCAGCAAUUUCUCUUUAGCGUUCCCAGAAGGACUCCAAGUCUGUGGAGAUGGGAUGAAAAGCAGUGUGACUGGGGUUCAGAAGGUUGCGGAAGUGUCAGCUCAACCAAAGUCGAGUCGAGCAUGUGUCAGGCGGGGAGUGGCGAUGAUAUGGAGGGAUGGGGACGUUGGACAGCAAUGCACUUUCCAAAACAAAGGUCUAGAAGACUUUCUACAACGGGGAUUUUGAGUGAUGCUAUAUAUUUGAUACCUUUGUUUAUAUCACGCAAUUCAAUUAUGUCAGCCUUAACAUGAAGACUAAUGGAAUUAAAAUGAGG